AUGGGGAAAGGCCCCACAAAGAACAUUCUCAACCCACAGUUCGUCUUCGUCAACAAGGAUGCCAAUUCGAAGUCCUUGACAAGUAGCGAAGGCCCGGAGAAGCAGACCAUUUAUGGACAUGUGCGCCGUCAUAUGGUCAAGCCUGCACUCAAGGAAGAGGCAGCUUUCGACCAGACUUAUACGCCAUCAAAGCCAAACGGUGUCAGAAAUCGAACACGGAAGAAUGUCAGGCAUGACAAGCGUAGCCAAAAAGCUGUGGUGCGUAGACGAGUCGUCGAGAACUCAGACCCGUCCGAAGAUGUCCCUGAAGCACAGACGCCAGACACAAUUACGCCGGACUCGCCAAAUGGAAUAGCUCCACCAACAAUCAUCAGGGAGCUUGACACGAACCGAUACGCUCGCUCGUACGAUUAUUUCCAGCAGAUGAUAAUUGCCGAAAGCACAGGAUUUCAUGACCAGAAAUUCUGGAGGGCGUCUCUGCAGAUGAGCAACUCUCACGAAGCUGUCUUUCACGCCUUGACCAGCCUUGGAGCUUACUACGAGAGCUUGACAUCCAUCGAGCCCACGAACCGUAUGGUUGCAAGAGUGACAUCUCACGAGCACUAUGCUCAGGCUGUCGGAGCAAUUUACAAGGCGAGCUACGAGGUAGACUCGAAGCUACGACUUCCGCUCCAUCUAAUAGCUUUUGUCGUCAUCGCUACCAUCGAGAUCUUCAAUAAUGCAGACCUGGCAUAUAACACCCUACAACAUGCUCUCAGGUAUGCACACGAACAAAGCCAACUGAAGUUCACAAACAGCGAAAUGCAAGUUCUGAUGAUGGCAACGGACAUGAUGAAACGAUACAUGAAUCGACUGACGUUGGUCCUGGGUCCGAUGUCGGUUGUCAAGGACCGCUCCGAAAGCGACAGCUCAGAUGAGAUACCAUUAGUACCCUGCAGCUUCGAUUCUUUGCUUCAGGCAAAGGCAUGUCUGCAAAUCAUCUGCGAUUGGUCGUUCAGACGGAAGAAGGAUGUUGCUUUCAUCCCCUCGGUCGAUGUCUUGCAGCAUCAGUGGCUUAGUGCGGUGGACAUGUUCUCUCGGAACUCAGGCUUACAUCCAUUGUCGACGCGGUCACUGAAUCUGCUCAAAAUUUCGAGACUCGCCUCAGCAUGUCUACUGGCGGCGCACUACCUCAGUGGAGCGAGCGACUACGAUGCUUGCUUCACAAUCUUCCGGGAGUUGCUGAACAUCUACCGCGGCGACUUUUCGAUGUCAGGAUCACGUACAAUCUUCCUGAAGGUCUUCGACAUCCACGACAACGUCGCCGAUAUCGUAGACAGGGCGAAGAGAGAUGGCAUAGCCGUGGUCCAACAGGCAGCUUAUGCCCCUCGACCUCCAGAAGGCGAGAACUGGAGCGACUUCUUCUUUGGCAACUCUGCAGGAGAAACAAAUGGCGGCUCAUCGCGGCCAAGAUUGCCGAGAUUGCAGAUACAUGGCUUAGACUUCUACGCACGCACAGGACAAGUACAUGUCCGCUUGAAGCAAGACGGCCAAGAUGAGAUCACAAAUUGGAAGUUCUCGCUGGUGGAUCCCACUUAUGACGCGAGCACGCCAGGGCCUUGA
Cyphellophora attinorum is the source of this 1602-nucleotide messenger RNA. RefSeq lists its product as uncharacterized. NCBI's taxonomy places the organism in Eukaryota, Fungi, Ascomycota, Eurotiomycetes, Chaetothyriales, Cyphellophoraceae. Bases 1 to 1602 code for a protein of 533 amino acids. The transcript has a single exon. The record is from RefSeq and is a predicted model, not a curated record.